Ilex paraguariensis (yerba mate) is the source of this 260-nucleotide messenger RNA. The record is from the annotation of a GenBank genome assembly. Lineage: Eukaryota; Viridiplantae; Streptophyta; Magnoliopsida; Aquifoliales; Aquifoliaceae.
AUGUUGACUGCCGCACCAGCGCUUACCAUACCCCUCAUUAUGAGUGAAAUAGAGGAACAUUCUCUUUCUUUCGAGCCACCGAGUACCUCUAUUAGCAACUUUUCCCUUACUGAUUUUGAACAACCUACUGAGCUUGCUAGCUCUAGUGUUGCCCCCUCACUCCCCAAUGACAGCACCGCUACUUCUCUUUUUGAAUCUGUCAUGCUUCUUCAUCCUAUGGUCACACCAGCAAAUGUAGGUAUCCAUAAACCUAAUCCCAA